AUGCCGGUGCCGCCCGCCAGGCGCCUGCGGACCGCGGGGGUCCUAGGAGACCCUUGGCCUAAGGAAAGAAUUGUUAUUUCUGUUAACUGGACACCAUUAAAAGAAGGCCGAGUAAGAGAGAUUGUGACAUUUCUUGUCAAUGAUAUUCUGAAACACGAAGUUAUAUUACUAGGAAAUGCAGAAGAGCCGAAAAAGAAAAAGAGGAGUCUUUGGGAUACUAUUAAAAAGAAGAAAGUUUCUGCCUCUUCAAGUCAUAAGAAGAGGAUUUCAGAUAUUCAGAAUGUUAACAAAACGUUUAGCGUUCCCCAAAAAGUUGACCGAGUUAGGAGCCCACUACAAGCUUGUGAAAAUUUUGGUGGGACUGAAGGCUGUCCCCCAACAGAAAACAAUUCUUUAAUCCUCGAAGAGAAUAAAAUACCUAUUUCACCAAUCAGUCCCACUUUCAAAGAGAGCCGUGGGGACACCUGCUUGCCGCUUUGUGUGCGUCGGUCCACCACCUACACAUCUCUUCACGCACCUGGGAACAGGGGACUGUGGACAUUAGAAGGUGCCCACAUUCCCAAUGACUUUAAUGGGAAAGUCGUAACGGAAACAUCCUUUGACUCCAUAACUAAUGGCCAAAUUGAAGAGGACAGUAAACUUACUCUUACCCCAAACUGUUCUUCAACUUUGAACAUUACACAAAGCCAGGGGGAUUUUCUCAGUCCAGAUGCCUUUGUAAAAAAUAGCCACACAGCUAAUAAUGAGCUAGAACCAGGGACAUGUAUUUCGUCAGGGACAUUUCUGAAAGAUCAUUCAAGGCCUAUGCAUUUGGAAUCAAAAACUGCACAUGCAACUUAUCAGACAAUUUUAAGUCCAGAUUCCUUCAUUAAGGAUAAUUAUGGACUAAAUCAGGAGCUAGAAUUGGGGUCAGUGAAUCCAUUUGUAUCCCCUAAUCAGUUUGUAAAAGAUAAUAUGCCACAUAUAACUAUAUCUCAACAAACAUGUAAGUUAUCACCGUUAUCAAAAGAAAAUUCUCAGGCCUCACAGUCUCCUCAAGGGCAGAGAAAAAAUGAAGUUUUACCUUACAUUCCUGAACGUCGGGGUUCGAACUCUCCCGAAGCUAUUUUUGAAGAAUCCAGAGCUUUAGAAAUGAAACCAAAUUGUUACAGUUUCACAAAACAAAAUCAGCCUAAAUUUUCUGCAGUUCAGGAUAUUUCUGAACAUGGCCACAAUGCACAACUUAAAAGACGCCCAAUCCUUUCUGCCACUGUUACCAAGUUGAGGCCCACUGCUCACAGAGACGACAAAGCUGAGACCAGCAAACCGAAGGCUAGAAGGUGCCUCCGCAGUGUAGCAGGUGAAGAUGAGUGUACAGCACAUGGCCUAGGAGAGAGAGAUGCUUUGCACUCUGACCUUCCAGUUAUAGAUCCAGUAGUAAGUAACUCUGAGGGUUGCAAAAAAAUAGCUCCUUCCUCAGAGACAGCUUUCGUUGCUCGUAAAAGAAAGAGUGAAGGAAACGGGGAAGGCGCAGAUGUGGUGACAGUCACAGGACGCACAGAACGAGAAACCAAAAGAAUCCAUUUUUCUCCUGUGGAGUCUAAAACAUCGACUACUAAGAAAACAAAAGUGCUGGCAACACCCGUCUCACAGCGUGUUAGCAGCAGAGGGAGACCAAACCUGAGGAAGAAGACUGAUUCUUUAGCAUUCAAAACUCCUAAUUCUAAAACAAACAAAAGGACACCACGCAUUGUUCCUGUGGCCCAGUCUAGUUUGACCUUCAUAAAACGAUUGAAAACAGGCAUCCCUAGACACCCGAUGCCGUUUGCUGCAAAAAAUGUGUUCUAUGACGAGCGCUGGAAGGAAAAGCAGCAGCAGGGCUUCACGUGGUGGCUCAACUUCAUUCUGACCCCGGAUGACCUCACUGUGAAGACAAACAUCUCGGAAGUAAAUGCUGCUACUCUCCUUUUGGGAGUGGAGAGUCAACACAAGUCAAGCGUUCCCAGAGCUCCUACAAAGGAGGAAAUGUCGCUCCGAGCUUACACUGCGCGGUGCAGGCUGAACCGGCUGCGCCGUGCAGCCUGUCGUCUGUUUACCUCUGAAAAGAUGGUGAAGGCCAUUAAGAAGCUCGAGAUCGAGAUCGAAGCCCGGCGGCUAGCUGUCCGAAAAGACAGGCACCUCUGGAAAGAUGUGGGAGAGCGGCAGAAGGUCCUGAACUGGCUGCUGUCCUACAACCCUUUGUGGCUACGGAUUGGUCUGGAGACGGUCUUUGGAGAACUCAUAGCUUUGGAAGACAACAGUGACGUCACGGGGAUGGCUGUGUUUAUCCUGAGCCGCUUACUGUGGAAUCCUGACUUAGCUGCUGAGUACAGACACCCCUCCGUCCCUCAUCUGUACAGAGAUGGUCACGAGGAAGCUCUGUCCAGGUUCACACUGAAGAAGCUGCUGCUGCUCGUUUGUUUCCUUGAUUACGCUAAACUCUCCCGGCUCAUCGACCACGACCCUUGUCUCUUCUGUAAAGACGCUGGAUUCAAGGCUAGUAAGGACCUUCUCCUGGCUUUUUCACGGGACUUUCUGAGUGGCGAAGGCGACCUUUCCCGUCACCUGAGCCUGUUGGGGUUGCCUGUCAGCCAUGUUCAGACGCCACUGGAUGAAUUUGACUUCGCUGUCACCAAUCUCGCUGUGGACUUGCAGUGUGGGGUGCGCCUUGUGCGAACCAUGGAGCUUCUCACACGGAACUGGGACCUCUCAAAGCAGCUCAGAAUCCCUGCGAUAAGUCGUCUCCAGAAGAUGCACAAUGUUGACCUCGUGCUCCAGGUCCUCAGGUCCCACGGGGUCCCCUUAAAUGAUGAGCAUGGAAACGCAAUCCUGUCUAAGGACAUCGUGGACAGGCACAGAGAGAAAACGCUCGCAUUGCUUUGGAAAAUAGCUCUGGCUUUCCAGGUGGAUAUUUCUCUUAAUUUAGAUGAGUUAAAAGAGGAAAUUGAAUUUUUACACCACCUGAGGGUGAACAGAACAGGGUCCGCGCUUUCCCGCCGCUCAGAUGCUGUCAUCAGUAAGGAGACGGACACAAGGCAGAGCAGUCCCUUUGAACGUUGCAGUGAGAGCAUAGCGCUGCUGAUGGAGUGGGUGAACGCCGUGUGCGCCUUCUACAACCAGAAGGUGGAGAAUUUCACGGUGUCUUUCUCUGACGGCCGCGUGCUGUGUUACCUGAUCCACCACUACCACCCUUGCUGUGUGCCUUUGGACGCCAUAUGUCAGCGGACCACUCAGACAGUGGAGUGUGCGCAGACGGGCUCAGUGGUCCUGAACUCAUCCUCCGAGUCUGAUGAGAGCUGCCUGGAUGUGUCCCUGAAGGCAGUCGAUGUCGCAGGAAAUAGUCCAGAGCUCCACAAAGAGCUCCUGGAAAACGAGAGGAGGAAUUUCCAGUUGGUGAGGGCUGCGGUUAGAGACCUCGGGGGGGUACCUGCCAUGAUUCAGCACUCAGACAUGUCAAACACAAUUCCAGAUGAAAAGGUGGUCAUUACCUACCUGUCGUUUCUCUGUGCGCGGCUGCUAGAUCUCCGCAGGGAAACCCGGGCUGCUCGGCUCAUACAGGCAGCAUGGAGAAGGUAUAAACGCAAAGCGGAUCUAAGGCACCAGCAGGAGAGAGACAGAGCUGCAAGAAUUAUCCAAUCAGCUGUGAUCGAUUUCCUAACUAAACGACGGCUGAAGAAGGCAGCGAACGCGGCUCUGGUCAUUCAGAAACACUGGCGGAGACUCUUAGCACAGAGACAGUUACUGCUGUUAAAAAGGGAAAAGCUAAGAAAAGUUCAGAAUGCGGCAGCGUUGGUUAUCCAGAGAAACUGGAGAAGACAUUCCGCUAGAAAGCAGUUUCUGAGACUGAGACACUAUGUAGUCGCCCUGCAGUCUAGAAUAAGAAUGACAAUCGCUGUCGCCUCUUACAAACGCUGCCUUUGGGCUGCAGUUACCAUUCAGAGGCACUGGCGAGCGUGCGUAAGAAGGAAGCUGGAUCGGCAGAGAUACAAGACGCUCAGGUCCUCGUGCCUGGUCAUCCAGGCUGCGUUCAGGAGGCGGCAGCGCCGAGAGAUGCGGUUACGGAGAGGAGCGGCGGUGACCUUGCAGAGGGCCUUCAGACGGUGGCGAGCCAGCAGGCGGGCUGAGGAGGAGAAGUCCGCCACCACCAUACAGUCGUGGUACCGCAUGCACAGGGAGCUGCGGAGAUACAGGCACAUCAGGUCUUGUGUUGUCCUCAUUCAGACAAGGUUUCGGUGCUUUCAAGCCCAGAAGUUGUACAGGAGGAAAAAGGAGUCUGUGCUGACGGUCCAGCGGCUCUGGCGGGCACACCUGAUGGGAAGGGCGCAGCGUGCCUGCUACCUGCGGAUUCGGGCAGCGGCCCUCUGCCUGCAGGCUGCAUUUAGGGCGGCGAGGGCCCGGCACCUGCACAGGCGGGUGAGGGCUGCCUGUGUUCUGCAGGCAAACUGGAGAAUGCGACGGGAGAGGUCUCAGUUUCUGAACCUUAGGAAAAUGACCAUCAGGUUGCAGGCUCACGUAAGGAAACACCAACAGUUACAGAGAUACAGGAAGAUGAAGAAAGCCACUCUCUUAAUCCAGGCUCGCUUCCGGGCUUACAUGUCAGCCAGGACAGUUCUCGCGUCUUACCAGGAAACACGUGCUGCCGCAUUGGUUCUGCAGGCUGCGUGCCGCGGGAUGCGGGCCAGGAAGCAGCUCCACCACGCCCUCGUGUCUGUCGUGAAGAUUCAGUCAUGCUACCGAGCUUACAUUUCCAGGAAAAAGUUCCUGAGCCUAAAACAUGCGACAGUCAAGCUACAGUCUAUUGUCAGGAUGAAACAGGCUCGCGAACAGUAUUUACGUUUAAAAGCAGCUGCCCUGUUCAUCCAGCAGCGGUACCGGUCCCUGAAAAUGGCCACGCUGAGGAGAGAGGAGUACCGGCAGCUGCGGGAGUCCUGUGUCCACCUGCAGGCCUGCACGAGAGGGUACCUGGUCCGAAAGCAAGUGAGGCGGCAGAGGGAAGCUGCCAUCUCACUGCAGUCAUGCUUCAGAAUGAGAAGGGCGCGGCAGAGCUACCUGAAGAUGUGCAGAGCAACUCUAGUCAUUCAGAAUUACUACCGCGCGUACCAGGCACGGCUCAGCCGGAGGAAGGACUUGCAUGUCCAAAGGGCAGUUACCCGUCUGCAGGCAGCCUACAGAGGCUACAGAGUUCGCCAGCUCAUCAGACAGCAGUCCAUAGCUGCCCUCUCCAUUCAGGCCGCCUUCCGAGGCUACAGUGAGAGGAUGAGGUAUAAGUCUGUGCUUCGGUCGGCUAUCACGAUCCAGAGGUGGUACAGGGCACGCAGGACUGUUCAUGACCUAAGAGCACAGUUUUCAAAGACCAGGGCAGCUGCGAUUUCUCUCCAGUCUGCUUAUCGUGGCUGGAAAGUUCGGGAGCAGAUCCAAAGGGAACAUCGGGCAGCACUGAGGAUUCAGUCCGCUUUCAGAAAGGCCCAGGCCUGGAAGCAGUUCCAGUUGCUGAAAGCAGCAGCGCUGGCCCUCCAGCGACAUUGGAGAGCAAGGACUGAGGGAAGGAAGCAGCGUGUGGCGUACGCGGAGCUCCGGCAGGCCGCGCUGACGCUGCAGGCUGCGUGGAGGGGGCGAGUAGCGAGGAGACAGAUCCAGAGGCGCCAGGAGUGUGCUGUCGUCAUCCAGGGGUACUACAGGAUGCACGUGCAGCGCAGGAAGUGGAAAACCAUGAGCGAGGCUGCCUGUCGGAUUCAGGUGCACUACCGGGCCUGCAGUCUUGGAAGGAGGCAGCAGCGUUUGUAUUUGAGGACCAAGGCAGCCGUCCUCACUUUACAGUCUGCCUUCCGGAGGAUGAGGGUGAGAAGAGAGAGGAUGCAGGCGGUCAACAGGGCGGCGGUCAUCAUACAGUCCAGGUACAGGGCACACAGGGCCAGGAAGAGGUACACGGCCUGCAGAGCGUCAGCUGUCGUCAUUCAGAGAUGGUACCGGAGUAGGAAAACCACAAACCAGCAACGCAGGGAAUAUCUUAAUUUAAAGAGGGCAGCCACCCUAGUCCAAGCUGUGUACAGAGGCAUUCGUGUGAGGAGACGUAUGCAGCACAUGCACAGGGCGGCCACCUUGAUCAGAGCCGUGUUUAAGAUGCACCAGUCAAGGGGGAGGUUCUGUCAAAUGAGAGCUGCAGCCGUCGUCAUUCAAGUGAGAUUCAGGGCUUACGAUCGAGGUAAAACUCAGCGCGCACAGUACAUGGCCAUUGUGAAGGCUGUUACUGUUCUUCAGGCAAGUUUCCGAGGAGCUCGAGUCAGGCGGACCCUGAGGAGGAUGCACGGGGCAGCAGUGCUGAUCCAGUCCUGCUACCGGAGGCACCGAGAGCAGAUGUGCUUCGCUGAGCUGAAGAAGGCAGCCCACCCCGCGCAGCACAGGUGCCGGGCGGCGCAGGCCGGAGCCGGGCAGCUGCAGAGGUACAGCAGGCUGCGGUGCUCUGCGAUUCGCAUCCAGGCCGCCUUCCGGGGAUGGAGAGCCAGGAGACACUUGAAGGCUCUGCAUUUGGCCGCAGCUGUUGUCCAGAGGAGGUUCAGAACUCUAGCGACAAGGAGAAGAUUCCUGUCUCUCAGGAAGGCCGCUGUCUGGGCUCAGAGACGACAUCGAGCUAACAUGCGUGCGAAGCGCCACCUGCAGUUUCUGCGGUUGCAAGAGGCUGUUGUUAAAAUCCAGGCUUUGCUCAGAGGUUGGAUGGUGAGAAGGCAGCUGCGGGAAAUGCACGUGGCUGCCACCGUCAUCCAGGCUGCUUUCAGAAUGCACAGGGCGCGCAGGAGGUACCAGGCCUUAGCGCGUGCCGUGGUCCUGGUCCAGCAGUGGUACCGAGCCCGCAGGGCUACAGGAUUGCGGAGGGAACGUCAUCUUGGACAGAAGUGUGCAGCUGCGGUCCUGCCAGCCACGUGCGAGGGAGUGAGGGCCAGGCGGCCUCUCCGGGAGCAGCACAGAGCGGCCGCUGUGGUCCAGAGCACAGACAGGGGGCCCAGGCAGUGUCUUCUCCACCAGAGGCUUGGGUGGGCUCCAGACACGAUACAGGAAAAACACAGAGUAAGUGAAGAGAAGGCUCUCGAACACGGUGCACUCCCGAGAGCAGCAGCCUGCGCUCAGGCAGGUUUUCAGGACACGAGGGUGGGGAGGCUGAUGCAGGAGCAGCAUCAGGCUGCUGCCGUCAUUCAGAAGCACUUCAGAGCCUUCAGAAUGAGGAGGCGUCAUCUCUGUGUCAGAGCCGCCGUGGUUUUUGUUCAGAGAAGAUACAGAGCGGUCAAGGCAGCGCGAACUGAAGCAGCCACCCAUCUCCAGUCUCCCUGCAGGGCUUUGGGACGGACGGACGUCCAGCGCAGGCACCAGGCCGCCGCGUGCCUCCAGGCCUUCUACCGGAUGCACAGGGCCCGUGCUGCCUACCGAGCGAAGAGACGCGCAGCCACUGUGAUACAGAAUCGCUACAGGGCCUGCGGCAGAGGAGCGGCAGAGAGGAGACAGCUCUCAGCAGUCCAGAAGUCUGCACGGACUCUUCAGCCGGCCUUCAGAGGCUUGAGAGACAGACGGGAGCUGGAAAAGGCACCUGAGGACAAGAAGGCAGCCAUUGCUGAGCCACCCGCAUCCCACUGUGACGGUGCUGGGACUCAGCAGGACGCUGCUGGGAGCCCAGUGGCCAGGCCGCACACGGGGGCCGGAGUUUCUCUGGCUGCUGGUUCUCAGAGUGAGGCUGAGGGAAAGAGUCCUCCAGCCUCUUGGGAAAUGGCCACAGGGACCUUGGAGACACAGCAGUGUGCUGCCCUGCGGGUUCAGGCCUUCCUCCGGAUGGCUGUGUGUCGGAGCAGGUUCCUGCUGUUGAGGAGGGCGGCUGUGGUCGUGCAGAAUCGCUGCCGGGCCUGUGCGUCUGCAAGACACCAGAGACGAGCGUAUUUACAGACCAGGAGCAGUGUUGUCACCAUUCAGGCUCGAACGAGGGGCUUCCUACAGAGACGGAGGUUUCACAGGAUUAAAGACAGCACCUUAAAAAUCCAGGCUGCGUGGAGGAGAUACAGAGCCGGGAAGCAUGCGUGUGAAGUGAGGGCCGCCUGCAGGAUUCAGGCCUGGUACAGGGGCUGGAGGGCACGGAAGGAGUACCUGGCUGUGCUGAGAGCUGUCAGAACCGUUCAGCGUGGCUUCUCUGCCAAGCAGACGAGAGCGCGGUUUUUGAACUUGAGAGCGGCAGCAGUCACCAUUCAGAGGAAAUGGAGAGCAAUACUUUCUGGAAGGAGAGCUCGCGAGCACUUGAUGAUGAAGAUUUCGGAACAGAAAGCCAGCGUGAGGCUUCUUCGCUUUACAGCUGCUGCCCGGUGUCACCUGUCUGCCCUCAGAAUCCAGAGAGCGUACAGACGUCACGUGGCCGUGAGGACCGCGGCAAAGCACGUGGAUGCCGUCAUCUGUAUCCAGAGGUGGUUUCGAACACGGCUGCGGCUGAAGAGGCUGGCGCAGGUUUGUCGCAGCCUCGCAGACCUUCGGCGGGAAGCUGGGGAGCGGCGGCGACGGCGGGACAGGGCGGCGGCAGUGAUACAGGCCGCCGUGCGCCGCUUCCUCCUCCGCAGAAAGGCGGAGAAGCUGAACAGAGGCAUCACCAGGGUUCAGGCGCUGUGGAGAGGCUACUCCCUGAGGAAGAAAAGCGGCUGUACGAAGAUCAGAGCGAUUCGCAGAAGCCUGCGGGUCAUCAAUGGGGAGGUUCGAGAGGAAGACAAGCUCUACAAGAGAACCGCGCUUGCUCUUCACUACCUGCUGACGUACAAGCACCUGUCUGCGAUUCUCGAGGCUCUCAAGCACCUCGAGGUAGUCACGAGACUGUCUCCGCUCUGCUGUGAGAACAUGGCCCGGAGUGGAGCGAUUUUGAAGAUAUUUGCUCUGAUCCGAAGUUGUAACCGCAGUGUCCCCUGUAUGGAAGUCGUCAGCUACGCUGUGCAGGUCCUGCUCCACGUGGCUAAGUACGAGAGGACGACGCCCGCGGUUUACGAUGUGGAGGGCUCUGUGGACACCCUGCUGGAGCUUUUGAAGAGGUACCGGGGGAAGCCUGGCGACAGAGUCCCGGACAAGAGCGGCAGCAUUUUCACCAAAACCUGCUGUCUGUUAGCGGUGCUCCUGCAGGCAGCAAGUCGGGCCUCUGAUGUUCGAAACAGGUCCAAAGUUGUUGACUGUGUGUAUAGUAUCUACAAGCUUACAGCUCAUAAGCACAGAGUAGAUACUGAAAGGACACUGUGUAAGCAGAAUCAGAAUUCCUCUCUGAGCGGCUCCUCCGUUCCAGAAACGCCCGUGAGAACCAGGGUGGUUGCCCGACUGAAGCCAGGCUGGGUUUUGAGACGGGACACCCUGGAAGAGAUCACGAACCCCCUGCAAGCCAUUCAGAUGGUGAUGGAGACGCUUGGCCUUCCCUGUUAGGCCGUGUCCACAGCUCCGCCUUGCGGUGAAAAUAGCAACGCUAAUCAUGACUGUGUAGUGUUUUGGCUUCUUUUGUAGAUCUUUUAAAAUCUGAUUUUGUAUUAAAAUUAAAGAAAUACAUAUUCCAAAUAAACUCUUUUUACAUUUUU
This is a messenger RNA of Miniopterus natalensis, 9590 nucleotides long. The record is from RefSeq and is a predicted model, not a curated record. NCBI's taxonomy places the organism in Eukaryota, Metazoa, Chordata, Mammalia, Chiroptera, Miniopteridae.